CGACUUCGCCGAACUUGGACUCGACUUUGGAGGCACGCGCGCACGAAUAGAGACACACGCAUACACAUACAUACAUACAUACACACAUACGAGCACGAGCGAACGCACGCACGCAUAUUCAUUCACAAGCAACCGGACACUAGUUUUUCCCAAAAGUCUUUGGACAGUGUUGGUCUAGGAGAAGACGCGCGCGCGGAGGAGGAGGUGGGAGAAGAGGAGGUGAACGGGCACGCGGAGAUUGAUGCCAAAAUAAAUACAGAAAGAGGACGUCCCGCGCGUGUGCUAUAGCACGGCUCCGACAUACCCGCCUCGGUCGCGCGCGCUCCCCGUGCCCGACAGCAUGAGUGCGCGCGCGGCGCCGCCGCUCCCCGUGCUGCUGCUGCUGCUGCUCGGGCUGACGGCGGGCUGGGCGCGCGGUGCCCCGCUCGUGAACGCGCAGCGGCGCUGGGAGACGCUCUACUCGCGCUCGGUGGCGCGCGUGCCGGGCGGAGAGAAGCGCGAGACGGCCCGGGACAGCGACUACCUGACCGGUAUCAAGCGUCUGCGCCGCCUAUACUGCAAUGUGGGGAUCGGCUUCCACCUGCAGGUGCUGCCGGACGGCACCAUCACCGGCGUGCACAACGAGAACAGAUACAGUCUUCUGGAGAUAUCUCCGGUGGAGCGGGGAGUUGUGACACUGUUCGGCGUCCGGAGCGAGCUAUUCGUGGCCAUGAACAGCAAGGGGAAGCUCUACGGAUCGGUGCAGUUCACCAAUGAAUGCAAGUUCAGAGAAAAGCUCCUGGCGAACAACUACAAUGCCUACGAAUCGGUGGCAUACCCAGGCAUGUACAUUGGACUGAGCAAGACUGGGCGCACGAAAAAAGGAAACCGGGUGUCGACGGCCAUGACGGUCACGCAUUUCUUGCCGAGAAUCUGAAGGAGCACGGACAGGCCCAGCAGAGAAGCCCAGGACGAUGCACUUUCUACAGAGCUUACACAUGAGGUUAAGUGUAUCGUAUUCUCGUAUGUGUAUAUCAGACUAUUUAUAACUGUUCGUUUUUGUAUUUCCUGUAAAAACUGCCUCUUUUUAGUGUGAAGAACACGUUUAAUUUAUUUUUUGUCAUUUCGUUUAUUUAUCCUUCCUGCUGCUACCAAGUGUUUCAUACGUGAAAUUCCUACAAUGUACAAGAUGUUUUUUUCUUUCUUUGUUUAUUUGUUUGUUUGUUUUUGCACUGUUUCUGUUGUUCUAGAAUAAGCGUUUUUUUCCCUCCAUUCCUGGGAAAUGAAAUUGUAAGUCUUAGUCGAAGUCUGUAACUCGUGAAACUGAACCGACCCCAAUGGUGUUGCGCACUGGAGCGAUUGUGUAGCGCGCCGGCCUCCGCCUUUGUGCGCCGCUGGGCUCCGACUGAAGCAGUAUCGCUUUACUCUCCGUGAAGUUCUACCCCUCCAAUCUGUUUUUAGCUCUUCUGGGUGGGUGGAUGAGGGGGGCGGGGUGCGGGGAGCUGAACUCUGAACUUAUCUGUAGUCGAUCUUUGUCAGACCUGUAAGGCUCCGCAUAGAGGAAGGGCAUCCUCUCGGCAUUGUUCGAGUGUAGAGUGGGGAAACAUGCGUACAGGCAUGAAGACAUGCUGUCCCUACAUGCUCAUACAGAGAUCAAGCAUAACAUUAUGACCACCUACCUGAUUUUAUGCUCAUUUUUAGUUUUUCAGAUCCACCACGCAUACAGGAGCAUAACGUAUCUGUUUCUCUGCAUGUUCUAUUAUUCUUCUGUAAUCAUAAUUCUUCAAUGGCCAUGAUCCCCUACAGGUGGGGUGUGUUAGUAGUGUUUGCUAGCACGAGUGGAUCAGAUACAGCAGUGUUGCUGGAGUUUUUAAACACCUCAGUGUCGCUGCAGGACUGACAGUCUAUUAACUAAUAGUCAAUUAACAGUGUCCUGUGAAAGAUUAAAAAAUGAAAACAAACUGUGCAGUCACUGCACAGCUAAGAAAUGGAGCAGCUGAAGGUAGGAGUGUCUAAUAGAGUGAUAGACAAUGAGUGAACACAGUGUUUAAGAACUCCAGCAGCACUGCUGUAUCUGUACACUUAUACCAGCACAACACACACUAACAACUCAUACACCACCACCAUGCUAAUCAAUAAUAGCUGCUCUGCUCUGUAAUUAUAGAGCUACAGUAUGCUCCCGUAUGCUCAAUAGAGCUAAAACAAGUAUGUGGUCAUAUUGUAU
Astyanax mexicanus (Mexican tetra) is the source of this 2203-nucleotide messenger RNA. It is a transcript of the gene fgf4, whose product is annotated as fibroblast growth factor 4. Bases 341 to 916 code for a protein of 191 amino acids. The transcript has 3 exons. NCBI's taxonomy places the organism in Eukaryota, Metazoa, Chordata, Actinopteri, Characiformes, Acestrorhamphidae. The record is from RefSeq and is a predicted model, not a curated record. Gene Ontology annotation, biological process: cell differentiation; regulation of cell migration; positive regulation of cell population proliferation. Gene Ontology annotation, molecular function: growth factor activity; fibroblast growth factor receptor binding. Gene Ontology annotation, cellular component: cytoplasm.